Molecule: messenger RNA, 3497 nt
Organism: Dermacentor silvarum
Lineage: Eukaryota; Metazoa; Arthropoda; Arachnida; Ixodida; Ixodidae
Exons: 4
Coding region: 273-3020 (915 amino acids)
Source: RefSeq, a predicted model, not a curated record
CCGCUCGAUGAAACGCACGAGGUGCGGCCUGCCACGUCGCGCGGCGAAGUAUGGGCGGAGCUGUGAAGCGAAAGUUGACAGUUGCCGCCGCUCUUUUAGGGGGUGGCGCCACUGCUACGGGCCAGCUCCCCGUUCGGGUAGGCGCCGGGAAUCAGUGUGGAAAGAGUUUUCUGUGUGCGUCGGAGUGAUUUCUCGUCUCGCUUGCACGCCUUUUGUCCGCCCACGUGGUAGUACACAAGUGUCUAGGUCCUUGUCGUGUUGCAUGUCGCGCUAUGCCGCGCAACUGUUGCGUGCCGCUGUGUACUACUAACGCAAGAAAAUAUCCUUUAAUCCGGUACCAUGAGUUUCCGUGCGACGUAGAACGCCGUAAAGCAUGGAUUAAAAACAUUUCGCGACAGGGAACAAGUGGCAAAGGAAGCAUUUGGGAGCCGAGUGACCGGUCUUUGGUGUGUGCGCUUCACUUCACCGACGGUGACUAUAAGAAGUCAACGAAGCUAAAAUUCUUGCUUCCAACAGCUGUUCCCACUGUUUUUCCAAACUAUCCGGAGUACAUGCGGAAAGAAAAUGGACAAAAACAAGGGCGGAAGCGGCGUCGAAGCGGUUGUGGCCAUGUUUUUGAUGCACAGGAAGAAGCAGUGGCUCAUCGUAAGAAAUUGGAGCAGGAUACAAUAGUAAGUGCAUCUACCUCUUUUUCUUCUGACGGCGAUGACCAACAACACCUUGUCAUCGAGUCGUCAACAGAAAAGUGCUCCGAAAGUGUUUUGCUUGUCGAUAAAGCAUGUGAAACAACGCUGAACCUCGUGAACGUGUUGGAUGAUGCCAAAAGGAUAGAGCACCGGCUCAAAAUGAAAAUUAAACGCCAGCAAGAGGCGCUUCAGAAGCUGCAAGCAGAGCAUGAUGCAAUGAGGCAGCGACUUCAAGACUAUGAUCAGAGCAAAGAAAUCCAGGACUUUGUGGACUUGCUGAAAUCAGCAGAUGAAGGGGAUAAAAAUGCUCUGUUUAUCAAAAACCAAGUAUGCAAUUACUGCAGCAAGAAGCCGAAAUAUAAUGAAACAAUAUUGCGAGAGUGUGUGCUUUGGAAGGCAUGUUCAAGUAAAGGCUACGAGCACGUUAGGAUACGAAACCUUUUCAAAUUGCCGUGCCGAGCCACAUUACAAAACUACGUCGGUCAAUCAACGGGUGAAAUUGGAGUAACCACCUUAAUCAGAGAACGCCUUCGUGUUGAGUACGAAGGGCUAAGUGUAGAACAAGAAGCUUUCUGUUCUCUAAUAAUCGACGAAAUGGCCAUAGAUCAGAAAGUUAUAUAUGACCGACAGGUGGACAAGAUCUUUGGUCUCGUUGACAUGGGCACAGCAGAACAGUCUACCAGUUUGCCACUGGUAGCAAACCGCUUACUAUGUUUCGUUCUGAGAGGCCUAUCGACGGCUUACAUAAUCCCUGUGGGCUACUUCUUCACACGCUGUCUGAAAAAUGACAAGCUUUUUUCCAUGACAAUGGAAGUCAUGAAAGCAGUUGAGCAAGUGGGCUUUCGCGUAGCGAGAGUUGUGACAGACAACCACCAGACAAAUGUUUCCUUGUUCAAGCGUUUUUCCCAGGAUGGCACACUUGUUCAUGCUGUUCCCCAUCCGUUGCGGGAAUGUGACCCACUUUUCUUGUCGUUCGACCCAAACCACCUAAUCAAGAACAUUCGAACGAACUUUCUUGAACGUGAGAUUUUAGAUGGAGAGAAAGUCAUUCGGGGCGGCUUCUACUUGAAAAAACUAUUCGACAUUCAGUCUUCUUUGCUUCUGAAGUCAGUAAGGUUUCUUACACGCUCCCAUGUCGAGCCCACCAACAUCGAAAAGAUGAAAGUGCGGAGAGCCACGCAAACUAUGUCUUCAGAGGUAAUUGCAACGCUACAGUUUCUCCAGCAAUACCCAAAAUGUCACCCUGAAGCACUGCUAUUUAAAGACUGCGGCGCCACGAUUUGCUUUAUGAAAAUGGUAGCACAGUGGUACGCCCUCCAUGACAUUGGGGUGGUGAAGCCACGGGGACUCCAAGAAGGGCCGUUUUACAGCUCAGAUGAUGAACGGCUUUGCUGGUUGGAAGUGGACUUUGUCGGCUACCUUGAGGACCUCCAGAUGAAUGGCGGGAAGUCGACGCAAAAAAUGACAAAAGAAACCUAUGAAGCUACACUUAUGACGACGAGAUCCACAGUAGCACUGACUGAGUACCUCCUUGAUCAUAUCAACUUCCGCUACGUCCUCACACGGGGCCUAAAUAGCGACCCUGUGGAAUCGCUGUUCAGCAGCCUUAGGCAGUUUAACGGCGGAAAUGACAGAGUCGAUGCGAGAGCUGCAGUCUUCACGGCGGAGAAACUUCUGAAGGUUGGAAUCCUGCAGGCGGCACAGAGUGCAAAUGCACCUACCACUUCUGAGAUGAAAACAGCACUCAAACAAGCCAUCGUGGGCGACGAAACUGCUCCCCUUCCAGAUGUCAUCAACUUUGCUACCAUGGAACUUGCGAGUGAGCUCGGUUUCGUAAAAUUGUGGUCUGGAGCAGAAGCUGACCUAGAGAUCGCCCCACUUAUUUACUUGGCUGGUUAUCUUGCACGUGUAUGCGAGGAGAAGGUACCAUGCGAGUCUUGCAAAACCUUAAUGCAGGUGACCGAGCCAACUGAAGAAGUUUACGGGUUGGUAAAAAACCUUGACCACGGAGCGCUGAAAUACCCGACAAUGCAAAUAACUGGUCUCUGCAAGCUGACCUGCAUCUUUGUUAAAAAAGUGAUGAAGUGCCCCGAGGUCAGGCGAAGUGGCAAGCUUUGCCGACUCUUGGUUUCAACACUCCUGCCACAUUUUGUAAAAUCUCGGGAACUGACGUGCGACAGGGAGGAUCAAGGCCACACCGAGGAAGUGUGCAAGAUUUUUCUAAGCAAAUUGUUACGGCCGCUACUGGCGAACUGGGCCGGGGACCUGAAUGAAACUGUGGAACGGUUAAAACUCGCCUACAAGCCUCUGUCACGGAAGGUAGUACGAUUUUAAAGCUGCUGAACAAGGCGCUUUUCCUUAACUUCACAUCUUGUAAAUAAAGAAAACACUUGACACAGCCUCCCUCGAUAUUUUUUCUCGCCAUUCGAUGCAGCAUUCAUGCUGAAAAACUUUUUUGUUCACUGCAUCGUCUUUACAUAAAGGUGCUAAAACACAUCGUCAAUGUGGCUGAAUGUACGAUCCGUUGUAAACUGCAUCCUACCCAAUUCACCCAGAAAAGUGAAACUAAAGAAAUCUAGCAGAAUAUAGUUAUCCGUACCUAUGCCAUUACGCACGCAUUUGUAAGAAGUUUCAUUUUACGUUUAUUAUUAUUAUUUUUUAACCAGCAAACAAGCACAUCAAGUGAGACAAGUAAAUCGGCACACUCAACAAAAGCACCAGCUGUAUAAGCAGUUCUGCCGCUCAAUAAAUAAUACGCCAGUUCUCUUGAACGAUGGUCGUGUGGCUCGAAACCAGCGGCAAAGGUGCGUC